This is a messenger RNA of Spodoptera litura, 8206 nucleotides long. The record is from RefSeq and is a predicted model, not a curated record. Lineage: Eukaryota; Metazoa; Arthropoda; Insecta; Lepidoptera; Noctuidae.
AUUUAUUAUUUUUUGUUGACGUCAGAACUGUGUGAACGGAAAGGAAGAACGGAACGUAAUAGAACCGACCAAUGAAUGAAGGCACGUUGACAUUUGACAUUGCAUGACCAAGUUGUGAACUGUCAAAGUCGAAGUAAAGUUUUAGUUUGAAGAGUGAACAUGUGUUUACUUUUAUUUAUUUGCUUCGAAUAAUACUGGAAAUAAGACAUUACUUAUAUAAACAUUUUAAAAUCGCAUUAAAAGUAUGCAUUAUUUUAUCAAACCAGCGAAACUGUUCAAUUGGUUUCAGUUUUCGUUAGCAGUUUUAAUCGGAAGAAAUGUACCUCUUUCUGAAAGAUGAUCACAAGCUCAAACGAAAAAAGGCUGUGCCUGAAUUGGAUCGGUUCAAACGACGUUUGAUCCUUACUAUAGGUCAUCUGUUGGUGCGUGACAAGAAACCUGAACAAGAAGUAUGGGAAAUUUUGAAGAGAGACACUGGCUGCAACUGCAAGCUGCUAUGGUCGCGUAUGCGAGCGUUGACAUUGAAGAAGCUGGAGCGUCACUUGAUAGCGGAGGAUCGUGUCGACCGCGUACCAAGCAGAGCCAGGAUGAACAUCAUAGACUGGAUGAUGGUAGACCACGUGCUUGUCCAUCAGGACCUCGACUUUAUUGGACAGGACUUAAAUUUUCCUGAAAACUUCUCGGCUUUCGAUGAGCUGUUCAACCUCGUUAAUAUGUUCGAGAUUGAAGGGCUAAAGGGUGAGGCCCUGGCUGAGGCGUGGUCAUCAGCUACUCUGCAUUAUAAUACCAAUGGCCACCAAUGCUCCCCGUUGUUGCUGCAGAAGCGAUGGUAUCAGAUGAAGGCUAACACGAGGAGUAAAUUCUAUAACUUCUGGUACGCCUACAAAGGGUGCAUCAAGAGGUUGCAUGUCGCUGAUCCAUACAAACCUACGCCGUUGGAACAUGCCAUUGCUAGGAGGUACAAAAGUUUGAUAACAAGUCCACACCUUAGCUGGGAAGAGCUAAUAGAGCAGAGAUUAGUUACGUUACCUGACGAGUUUGAAAGGAAAAUGAUGGAACGUGCAGGUUUUUCUAUGCAUUUGCGGAGGGCAUCGUAUGACGACGCAUCAGAUUUAGUGCUGGUAGAACCUAGAGUAGAAACAAUAGACCUCAGACAGGAAUCUGAUGAGCCACGAGGUGAAAGUAAGAAGGAGGAAACCACCUUACCACCAAUGGUAAGAGUUAAGCAAGAACCACCAGACCCUGACUUAGAGCCUGAACCUCAAGUGGAAGUACCAAAAAAGUCAAUAUACGAAGAAGUCCUAGAAUCAACGCUGAAAGAGAAUCAAGUAAUAGAUGCAAUGCUUACUAGAGGAUACUUCGAUGUUUACACUGAGAAAAGCGAUGAGAUAGAAGCAGUUGAUUUAGAAGAAAAACACGAAAUGAUGAUGCCUCAAAUAACUUGUGUUUUCAGUAAUGUUAGUGAAGGUAAUCUUGAUAUGUACAGUGGUACGGAUAAGAAUACUCUACCUACAGAUGAAGAUAUUAAUAAAGAUACAGCUAAACUUGACGAUACUGCAACAGUAACAACUGAAGGUGAUGUUGAACCUGUUACAGUUGAUAAUAAAACUCCUACAGUUGAUGUUGAUGGUCAAGUUGAAACUGUCGAGGAAGAAAAUGGUGUUAUUCAACUUGAUGAUGCUGACAAAGACAGUAAUGUUCAUAAAGUUGACGAUGUACCUGAAAAAGUUGAUGAUUUAACUGAUAAACUUGAUAAAGUUCAUGAUUUAACUGAUCAAGUUGACGACUUAACUGAAAAAGUUCAUAAAGUAACUGAUAUUGUUAAAAUUUACAGUAAAACUGUGACAGUACAAGAUGAAAACCAUACAGAUGAAUUUGAUGAAGAUGAUCUUACAAGUACUCCUAUAAGUAACGACGAAACGAAUGUACCAGAAGUAGUUGUAGAAGAAAAUACUCAAAACAAGAAUGAUAAAGUCUUUGAAGACCAAACAACAGAUGUAGUAGCUCCAAUUAGAAGUGAAAAUGAAACCAUUAAUAAGAACCCUUUGCUCAAAACAAUUCUAGAUCAGACUGAAAAGGAAAUUGAGAAUGACGUUGAAGUUAUAGAAGACGUAGGAAGUAUGAAGCCUGUUGUAAUUACUGACUCCGAAGACGAACCUCACAGUGAUCCUAUAGAAAAACCGAUGGACACUACACUUAAUGACAGUCCUGAACAUGCAAUGGAAAUAACUGAAGACACAACAGCUAAGGCUACAAAAGAUGAUGAAGCUAUGAAUGAAGAAGAUAGUAAAGCUAAUGUUAAAAUUGAUGCAUUAAAAUUCUCGUUUGGAGAGCUUCCUCAGGAAUUUAGUUUCGUUGAUGAUGGCAUUGAGUUGGCUGAUGAUGGAAUCGCAUUUGAUGACUACGAUGAUCAUAUUGAAAUCAAAACUGAGCCUGAAACGGAAGAGCCGAAAAUAGAUCCAAAGCUACUGAUGGUCCCCGUCGUGUACGUCACAAGGUUAGAGGAUUUAAAUAUAUGUCGUAACGAACCUUUAGAUCAGAUCCGAAAUAAAGAUCUAUUAGAUGCUGUCAUCAUUAAUAGUCUACCAAUUAAACAAGAAAAGAUCAGUAAACAAGAACCAGAAGACAUAAUCGAAGAUACACCAAUCACGCCAGCUGAUGAUAAUGUCGAAAGUAUGUCUACUGAUGAAGAUUCCAAUGAUAGCGUGAUACCGGAAAAUGUAAAAGUCAAACCAACCAGCUAUUUGUUACAGAAGCCACGUAGUCGCAGCUACAACCCUAUACAACUUUGUAAAAACCCAGAUUUCAAUACACGAUUAAAAAGAUUGACUGUAGGAUUCUUCAAAUCACAUCGUAACCGAGCACUAAUCAAACAUUGUAAACCCUUAACAAUCGACAUGUCUAAAGCAUUCGAAACGAAACUUAUUAACGGCACUUUAUACCUCAAACCCGAGUCCACAGACGAUAAGCUUGCAAUUGAAUUAACCGAUGAUUCAGAAAUUGUUCAAAACGCUACAGUAGUUCCCUCGGCUAUGAUCGCUCAAAGUCUUAUAGACAAUACGAAAACAACUGAUAUUCUACCCUUAAUACGUGAAGCAGAAAUGGCACCGAAACCUACAGAACAUGAAAGAAAUACAAGAAUUAAUUUGCCAGACAUAUCAGAGAUUCGGCGAAUUAACCAACGUCUUCUCACUGCAGAAAUUACACCAAUACAAGUACAAAAUAAAACGUUCCAAGCACCCGUAACUCUUAUCUCAAAUGAGCCUGCUCAGAGUCCCGUUGUAAUCAGUACUCCUACUGCAGACGUAACCAUGGUACACUCAGCAGCGUCUGAAAAUAUUUCGGGUCACAUAAUUAACUCGCUACCUGAAUCAAGCACUCGCGGGCAGGUUGGUUUCCUAAGAGGUCACGGACGCGGGUCCUAUAAUGGGAGAAAAAUGACACAGUCAAAAUUCAAGUCGAGACCUUUUAAAUCUUAUACGGCUAUAAGUUGGUUAUCAAAGUCUAACGAUCCAGUUCUCAUUAGCAAGGAACAAGAAACACUCUUAACUCUGGAUACCGUAAACAAAAUUUUAAAUAUAUUAGGUGACAAAGAUUUACCGAACGAAACACAGAAAAAACAGAAGGGUAGUGAUAAAAAUGAAAAGAAAAUAGAUAAAGGCAAUCAGAUGGCAAAUAACGAAACACAAGCUGAAAAUAAUAUUGAUACGGGUGUCUGUAAGCUCCGAAUUAAUGUCAAAUCUGCGGAGAAUGGCCCGCGUACAUUUAAACCAAGGAAGAAACGGGGACAAGAAACAGGAACCACAACGGAUUCAACCAACGGACAGGCACAACCAAAAAAACGGCUGCACUGUUGCUGGAGUCGACAACGAAUGUUACAGUUGCUUUUUUCUAAGAAACGCAUACCGGAUCACGACUGCCGCGAGGGUAAUUGUAUUUGCUGCUGUCGUCAGUUGUUGUGGUCUUAUAUAGCGCAAGAAAAGAGAUUACAAUCGGCGCAAAAGCUUGCUGAAAAAAACAAUGCGAUGUGUGAGAGAGAUUCAGCGUGUGCCGAAGCGGCUAGUGCUUGUGAAAACCUUAAUCAAGACGGUUCCCGGAACGCAGACAAAGUGGUAGGUCCAGCGGUAACUAAAGUUUCAGCUUCACAAAUUAAUCUACCACUUGUUCCAAAAGUUACAGUUGAUAGUGGUGCUCAAACUGAGAUUCGUCCUAAUGUGAGCACUGUAGGCUUGGGAAGCGAUGUAAAGGCAACGACAAUCAUGACAACUACACCAGUCGUACAAAAUUUAUCAGCACCAGGGUACCCGACGAUAACAGUACCGUUAGUUGAUACAUUAGGUAUUCCAAUGAUUGAAGCACAACCAGUGUCUACAUCAGAUUUGAACUUGACAAAAUCUAAAAGUUUAAAAACAUAUACUAACUCAAUUGAUAAGAAACCCUAUCUGCCAACACAAACAAAAUCUGGUAAACCAUUCAAGCCACCGAAAUUUUUGAAAGAAAAGUUGAUAUUCCUAAACAGCAAGCAUAUUUCUGAAAAGCCUACAAAGAAUCCAAUAUAUUUAGGAAAGAAUAAAGUAUUGAUGACCACAGUCAAAUUUCCUUGGAAUCUGAAAUUAUUCGAAGAAACUAAACAAGCUUUGGCAUCCACAUUGAAGUUGCCGGCCGGAAUAAGCUUAGUAUGUCUACCUGACGGAACAGUAUCAUAUAGCAUAGAUAAUGUUCAGGUCAAAGCAGUAGAUUUGGCAAUGAUGCCGUUUAUUAUAGCAACAGUACAAAUGCACAUGAACAAUGCCCUACUGCAACAGCAAUCACAAUCCGAACAAAAUGACCAGCCGAUAGCUAACUCAAAUGAAGUAAUUGAUCUAGUUGACGAUGAAGAUGAAGACCAUAAGAAAACGGAAAAGCAGCUUGACACAAAUAAUAGUACCGAUACUAAUGACACUGGAAAUGUAAUGAAUUCGACUGUAACCACUUGUAUACAGGAUAACGCACAAGUAAGUCAGGAUAAAAUACUCGUAUCAGAAGCACAAUUGCUUCAAACUGAUCUUAGCAGGACUGAUGCAUCACAAUCGCAAGAAGUAACAAUCGAAAUGGAGUCGACUCAGUCUGAUCCACCAAACUUGGCUUCAAAUUCUCAACUACAGCCCACUUUAAAUUCCACAGAGGAUCAAAAUGAACUUGUUCCUACAAAUCAGUCUGAAAGUAUAGAAGCUGUAAAAGAAUUACCAACAGAGCCUGGACAACCUAAGGAAAAUGAAGAUAAAGCCGAGAAGGAAUUAUUGGUAGAGCAAAGUACAGAACAAGCGCAACCUGGCCAUUCAAGUCAGUUGGAGAGUCUUACAGUUACACAGGAAUUCCAUUUACCAACAAAUGCUGGACAACCAAAUCAAACUGAAGUCCAUGAAAGUGUACCAACUGAAGUACAAAGCCAGCCUGACGUACUAAUACAAAAACCUCCAACAGAGAACACUGUACAUCCUGAACAGAGCACACAUCAACCGAAGAAAACUAAAAACAUACUUUCGGACUUGAUGGAAAUGUCGGGUAUAUUUGAUGACGAUGUGGCACCAACUCCUCAAGAAACGUUGCCUAUACCUGCUCAGCAAGAAACAUUGCCUACACCUGCUCAACAAGAAACAUUGCCUACAUCUGCACCUCCACCUCUAUCUAUACUUUCGCAAAUGGUUGGAUCUGUAGCACAACCUGUCAUCCAACCGACGGCAAAACUGCAGGGCACUAUACUGGGUCCCAUACCCAAUAAUUAUCUUUCUUGCCAACCUCUUAUAAAAACACCCCUUGGGGAUCUCUCCCCAAUUACGUCGCUCUAUGAACUAAAGUACGCUUGUGCGAAUAAAGGAAUAUUCUUUAAAUUAGAUUUUGAUACAGGAUAUCUCGUUCCCAUAAACGUUUGUCUAAAAGCACCUGUGAAACAACAAACUAAAGUUGUUGCUGAAAAGGCAGUAAUCGAUCUAACGAGCGAAGGAAAAUCGAAUCAACCCCAACCAAACCGCAAGAGAAACAUAUCGUUACUUUCACCCAGAAAAGGGUUACUUACACCUGCAAUUGUUACAUCGGAACCUACCGAGGCUACCGAGGCGGGAGCUAGUCUAGGUAAACCUUGUUCAUUGGUGAAAGUCGGAAUACCUUCCAUAUUACGUCGGUUAAAUGCAGAUAAUAAAUGUCAAGAAAAUAUUAACACAUGGAUUAAGGAGCGUGGUCACAUGAUUCACAAGCGGAAACGGAAACAGCUUUUGCAACAUUACGACUUGAAUGACACCGAAUAUAGUAUUGUUCUACCUUCGUCUAAGAAGGCCACUAAGAGACACAAAAGUACCGACUCCCAGGAGCCGACUGCGUCAACGUCCCGUGUCGAGAAAGAGGAUGUAACCACUAUAUACGAUUCCUCAGAUGACGAACCUUUAUCUAAAGUAGCUAAUUUGAAAAGACAAGAGGAGAAUAAGCGAACAACACGAAUUGUAAUCGAUUUGCCAACAAUGGAACAGGAGGAACAGCUAGAUGAUGAUAUGGAUAUACAUGAAAAUAUACCGGAAUUGGACCAAAGUUAUAGUUCUGAUGAUGAUGAAGAAAAUUGUAUAUUAGGAGUUUAAAUUUUCUAUUUCGACUGGAUAAGAUCUGACUGUAACACAAUUUAAAUUCUGAGGCUUUUUAGAACUUAGUAAUUGAUUGUGUCCCACAUGAUGUUACUAUCACAUGUUUCUUCAAAUAUUACUCAUAACAUGUUUUACUACAAACUUUUCAUUGGUAACUUUAGCAGCGCCGUUGUAAUAGGGAGCGAAUCCAUUGCCAUCGUGAGUGUGUUUAUAUCUAAGUGAGGUCUAAGUUAAAUAAUUAUUUUAUAACUUUCGUGGCUUACCAGUAAGUACACGACAUGGCUGUAGUUUUAAUACCUCUAACAUUACCUGGCUAAUCUCAGUAGGUACAUGUUUAAAUGAUAAUUUAACAAAGAGUUGUAAAUAUCUUAUUCAUAGGACGUAUUUUUAGAUUUUAUUUCUUAAGAAAUAGUAGAACAUAUGAUAUAAUAUGCAAAUAUAUAAUGCCUGGCACGAAUUAUGGCAUUAUGGAAUUUGUAUUUUUGUUUUCUUAUUAUUGGUCACGUUAACUUUCAAAAUUAAGUCCUUUUCCUAUUCUAAAAUUAACUUUCUUUCAUAUCUUCUUUUACAUAGUUAUAAGUAAAAUCAUUUAGUUAUGUAGGUAACGAGAAAUAAUGACACAAUGCGUCCCCCUUAAUGAAAAAUCUAGUCAUGAUUCGUGCCGGUGAUUAUAUGUUAAUACAGUAUUGUAUUGUAUAGUAAAACUAAGUGUUUCAAUUAUAAGUAACAUAAUCCAUUGCGAUAGAAUCCCGUGGAUUAUAACUGUGAUAUUAUUUAAGGAUUUUAAAAUAUUACGGGGAUGUUUUUCAAUCUAAUAGAUAAGAUAGGUCUAGAAUUUGUGGGAUUCUCAUUUUUUUUGUGUAAUUGGUGUUGGGAAUACUUGAGAACAUUAGAAAUUUAAUUUAAUUCAGCUACCAUACUCUGUAUUUUUAGCCCUUUAGCAUUAGGAAAUGGCUUGUUCCAUAAUCGUAUUCUUUCAUUCCAUCACAAUUAAGUUCAUCACAAGUACCAGUAUCACAAUCCUGCACCUUAACUUGCACAAAUAAUCUUGUUUUUUUUUUCUUCUUUAAACAUUGGCCCACUAGGAUUUUCUUCUGUGUCGUGGAUUCAUGCAGAAUAGAUUCCGUGACGCGUUGCGCUGUAACAGGUAAUGUAAUCCAGCGACUGCGCCAACCGUCUUGUAAGGGCUCUAAGGGAUGUUUCGUUUUUUAAAUGGAUACUUGCAAAUUGUAUGCAUGCCAAAUAAUAGAUACAUCAUUUAUUAUUAUAUCAUUUGCAAAUGUCAGUUUUUGUAUGUAACGCAGUGGAUUUUAAUUGAAGAUGACGGUUUAUUAACGUCAAUAACUGAAAUUAUCUACUAAUUUCAAGCCACAGUGGGACUUUCAUAUGAGCAGUGUGCGCGGACGCGGCCGCGGCGACUGACGUCGCGCAGCCUACUACUGCCAAGUGCUUGCGCGUGCGUCUGUAGUUAUUAUACAGUGAAUAUUAGAAUACUAUAAAUCCAAAAUCCAAUACACUGACAUAAUUGGGAUGAUGACGGGGUACGAAAAUUAAAAAAAAAAACAUAAUUAGUCCAUCAGUUAGGUAAUAUAUUA